CCCCGACACCCUGGACCAUUGUACACUGGUCGUGAGAAUGUGACCCAUGCAGGUAGCCUGGGGAUCAGGAGGUUGGCGUUAAAUGACACAGGUUACUAUACUGUUGAGGUGGAUAUGGCAAUGGGACCCAAAGAGCGACUGGCUGGCUGGAGAUUCUAAGUGAGUUGGCAACUAAUUUCCCAACAAAAAGGGGAAGUAGUCCUACGGGCUCUGGUAGGGAGAUUCCUUGGAGGGCAUAUUGUACAGUCUCAGGUGCCUGACAGUGACUCUCUAACUUUUGCUGCACAGAUGGGACACUCAACACUUUCAACACUCUUGAAGUGUGAAGAUUUUAUUUCCCACCUUUGUGUAACAUCCCCACUUUAGAGCAGUGGUUCUCAGCCUUGUAUGCUGUGACUCUUUAAUACAGUUCCUCAUGUUGUGUUGACCCCCAACCAUAAAUUUAUUUCAUCGCUACCCCGCAACUGUAAUUUUGUUACUCUCAUCCAUAAACACAUGUCCUGUAUACACAGGCACACAGAGAGAAAACCAUUAGGCCACCUGUUCAUGACCAAGAAUUGCUGUCAUUGAAGCUGAGGUACAGAAUGGCUCAGGCCCUGCCUGGGUCUGUGCAGUGCAUUGCCCACCCCCUUGUCAGCUCUGGGGCUUCUCUUUCGCCUUAUCUUAGAGCUCCUGACGUCUCUCCACCACGCCGAAUCUUCAGCAUUCCCCAAUUGAAAAAGCUGGAUCUAUGCCUUACCUGUUCCUCCUGCUCCACACAGGGUUGGGAAACAUUCCGGGCAGCUCAGCCAAUGCCAGUGUCCUGGUGGAAGGCAUGGAUUCUGUGGUUGCUAAAUGUCUUACCAACCUCCAACAUCAAGUGGUAUGUGAAUUCUGUACCAACUUUAGGCAAUAACCGCAUGACGAUUUCCCCAGAUGGCAAGACUCUGGUCAUCCACAGGGUCAGUCGCUCUGACCGAAAUCUUCAGUGUGCCAUAGAAGAUUUCCCGGAAAUGCUUCAGAGAAGUGAGGAGAUCCCUCUGAGUGUGGGCUAUGGGCCAGACUGUGUAUCACUGUGGACGCAGCCAGAUGUCUUCGAUGGUGUGCUGACUGCUGUUACUGGCUCCAGUGUGCAGCUGGAAUGUGCCUGUUUCUCCAGGCCAGAGCCCAAGUUCCACUGGAUCCACAAUGGCUCCCUCCUAAGUGUCUCAGAGGAGAGCAUGGCCCUUCCCAGUCUGUCCUGGGAGCAAAUGGGCAGCUACCGGUGCGUUGUGAAGAACCUGGAGACCCAUCUGGCCUUCUACAGGGAUGUCACCAUCCGGUCACCUGGGCCACUGCCUGCUGUCCACAGAGAGUUCUACAUCUCAGGGUCCUUGGUAGUAUUUCUCAUCAUAUUCGCAUCCCUGGGCAGUGCCUACAUCUGUGGAAUCCUGGUAUACACCCUGAUUAUAUUUUGCUCCAUCAGGUAAAGCACUGUUUUACAUCACCGGGUCAGGGCUGGGCUUCAUGACUCAGGAGACAUGGCCAGAUGGAGAAACAAGUCAGAAACUGGGCACCAGGCUUCACAGGAGGCAGACAAAUAGACUCUCAGUACCAGUAGCUAGUGGAGAGAGGACUCGUGAUGUGGGGCUCUGUUGGGGGAAGUCCUGUGCAUUUGUCAAUAAAGACUGUCUGGCCAAUAGGAAUCUAGAUAGGUGGGGCUAGGAGUCCAGGAGGAUUCUGGGAAGGAGAUACACAAGAGAGUUCGAGAU
Molecule: messenger RNA, 1730 nt
Organism: Mesocricetus auratus (golden hamster)
Lineage: Eukaryota; Metazoa; Chordata; Mammalia; Rodentia; Cricetidae
Gene: Ceacam18
Product: CEA cell adhesion molecule 18
Exons: 3
Coding region: 585-1448 (287 amino acids)
Source: RefSeq, a predicted model, not a curated record